This is a messenger RNA of Haliotis rufescens (red abalone), 852 nucleotides long. Its product is annotated as histidine-rich glycoprotein-like. The coding region runs from base 1 to 852 and encodes 283 amino acids. The transcript has 2 exons. The record is from RefSeq and is a predicted model, not a curated record. NCBI's taxonomy places the organism in Eukaryota, Metazoa, Mollusca, Gastropoda, Lepetellida, Haliotidae.
AUGUCCAUGGCAGCUAUUUUUGACAUGGGCUCAGAGAAAUGUUGGGAACAUAAUACUUAUAAGGAACAUAAUAUCUAUCAUAAGGAACAAAAUAUUUAUCAUAAGGAACAUAAUAUUUAUCAUAAGGAACAUAAUAUUUAUCAUAAGGAACAUAAUUAUUAUCAUAAGGAUCAUACUAUCUAUCAUAAGGAACAUAAUAUAUAUCAUAAGAAACAUAAUACUUAUCACCAGGAACAUAAUACCUAUCAUAAGGAACAUAAUACCUAUCAUAGGGAAAAUAAUACCUAUCAUAAGGAACAUAAUAUCUAUCAUAAGGAACAUAAUACCUAUCAUAAGGAACAUAAUACCUAUCAUAAGGAACAUAAUACCUAUCAUAAGGAACAUAAUAUCUAUCAUAAGGAAAAUAAUACCUAUCAUAAGGAACAUAAUAUCUAUCAUAAGGAACAUAAUACCUAUCAUAAGGAACAUAAUACCUAUCAUAAGGAACAUAAUACCUAUCAUAAGGAACAUAAUACCUAUCAUAAGGAACAUAAUAUCUAUCAUAAGGAACAUAAUAUCUAUCAUAAGGAAAAUAAUACCUAUCAUAAGGAACAUAAUAUCUAUCAUAAGGAACAUAAUAUCUAUCAUAAGGAACAUAAUACUUAUCAUAAGGAACAUAAUACCUAUCAUAAGGAACAUAAUAUCUAUCAUAAGGAACAUAAUACCUAUCAUAAGGAACAUAAUAUCUAUCAUAAGGAAAAUAAUACCUAUCAUAAGGAACAUAAUAUUUGUCAUAAGGAAUAUAAUGCUUAUUACAAGGAACAUAAUACCUAUCAUAUAUAUUGGGGCAUUGGGGCCUAUUACAGAAAAUAG